AUGGAUGAUUAGCUUUCUAGGCAUAUACCCAACGACCACUUUCCGAUUCUUUUGUUAAGUGUGAUAAUGAUAAUUACCCUUUUCUAUACACGAGUAGAAAACACCAUUGACUCCUUCGUUCCCCUUCUGCUCUUAACCUUUUUCCAGCUUUUCUCUCGUCUCAGAUUCAUUCUUGCAGCAGAAAAAGAAUCCUGUAAGAUGGAUUCAGAGAUGGUGGUGCAUAAUGGCGGAUGUCAUUGCAAAAGUGUGAGAUGGCGAGUCCAAUCCCCUUCCAGUGUCGUUGCCUGGCAAUGCAACUGCAGUGACUGUUUGAUGAGAGGAAACACUCACUUCAUUGUCCCUUCGGAAAGGUUCAAACUUUUAGGAGAUUCGGAACAAUUCAUUACAACCUACACCUUCGGCACUCACACUGCAAAGCACACUUUCUGUAAGGUGUGCGGCAUAACCUCGUUUUACACUCCUCGAUCCAAUCCAGAUGGGGUAGCUGUUACAUUUAGGUGUGUUGAUCCUGGAACGCUAACCCAUGUUGAGAUUAAGCAAUUUGACGGACAAAAUUGGGAGGACACGUAUAAUCUGACUGGCAUUUCAUCGUGUUCAAAAGAGGGGAAAUGAGCUCCCCCAGACGAAUUAUCCGCGUCUUUUAAAUUCCGGGUUGAAUACUUUUGUUGAGAUCAAAAUCUUGCCUUAAGAGUGAAGGCAGAUUGGUCAUUUUGGGUGUAAUUUCUCCUUGGCUAGAUGUACCUUGUUGAUCUGUUGGAUUUCUCAUCCACUACUCCAACCAACACACAUCUUAUGCACAUACAUCAUGUAUCUGGUAAUAAUUCUGGAUAAAAGUUAUUUUUCA
Rhododendron vialii is the source of this 844-nucleotide messenger RNA. RefSeq lists its product as uncharacterized. The record is from RefSeq and is a predicted model, not a curated record. Gene Ontology annotation, molecular function: carbon-sulfur lyase activity. The transcript is spliced from 2 exons. NCBI's taxonomy places the organism in Eukaryota, Viridiplantae, Streptophyta, Magnoliopsida, Ericales, Ericaceae. The coding region runs from base 67 to 612 and encodes 181 amino acids.